CUGCGUCAGCGAGGCCCGAACCGCCCUUGGGAGGAGGAGCCUGGGGUCUAGCGCCGCGCAAGCGGCCCUCGUUCCCACCAAGGGGCACUGAGGACUUCGCGCCCGUAGACCUGGCGGGGGUCGCUUGGCUAGGUCUCAGCCUGCUGCCCUCCCCAGGCGAGCUUCCUUUCUGGCACUCUGCAUCGGAGCGGAAGGGGCGGGAACGCAGACAACGAGAAGGAGCCGGUGGUCCAGGGUCCGCGGCCCCGCGGGAGAGCCGGCAUCCUCUCUGCGCAGGCGCGCCACCCAGGCCGGGAGGGGUGGGGCCCGGACAGGUCGAGGGGCGGAGUCAGAUCCUGGGCCCGCCUCCAGUAGCUCCUGAGAGCCCUGGUGCGCUGGGCACCCCGGCUAUUCUAGGGGCUUCAGGUGAGCGGGGGGCACAGAGGGGUCAGGAGACCUCCCUCGAGGUCCGGUCGUCGGUCUGACCGCAGGUCCUUCUGUCCUGCCGUCUGCCUACAGCCGCCUCCGCGGAGAAUGGGAGAACAAAGGGAGGGGGCGGUUCUGGGGCCCCUGAGGGAAUCCGGGGUCCCAGGUACCCCGCCCCGCCCGCUGACACUUUCGGUUUCUCUCCGAGUCAGAGGCGCCGCCCAAGAGACCCUGGGCCGGCGCCGGGCGCAGCUGCCUUUCGGCGUUUGCCUGUCCGUCUUUGUGUCUGUCUCUGUGUCUGUCUGGCUGUCUCCGAGCUUGCCUCCACUUCUAGAACUAAGCUCCUCGGACACCGACAUCCCGCCAGCCCUCGCCCCUUCCCCAUGGCUGGCCACUUGGCCCCCAAAGACUACGCCCCUUCGCCCCCACCUCCCUACCCUGUGACCGCCGGGUACCCGGAGCCAGUGCUGCAUCCUGGGCCCGCGCAGGCGCCAGUGCCCUCCCACGCGCCUGCCCCUGCGCCCGGCUUCGCUCUCUUCCCCUCGCCUGGCCCCGGGGCCCCAGGGCCUGUUGUCCCCUUUUUGCCACUGCCAGGGGUGCCUUCUGGCCUGGAAUUCCUGGUGCAGAUUGAUCAGAUCUUGAUUCACCAGAAGGCUGAGCGAGUGGAAACGCUUCUAGGCUGGGAGACAAGUAACCGGUAUGAACUGCGCUCGGGGACCGGACAGCCCCUGGGUCAGGCGGCUGAGGAGAGCAACUGCUGCGCGCGUCUGUGCUGUGGUGCCCGCCGGCCCCUGCGUGUCCGCAUGGUGGACCCCGGGGACCGAGAGAUGGAAGUACAGGCUCCACCUGGCACCACCAUUGGCCACGUGCUACAGACCUGGCAUCCCUUCCUCCCCAAGUUCUCCAUCCAGGAUGCCAAUCGCAAGACCAUCCUGAGAGUGGUGGGGCCCUGCUGGACCUGUGGCUGUGGCACAGACACCAACUUUGAGGUGAAGACUCCAGAUGAAUCCCGAAGUGUGGGCCGCAUCAGCAAGCAGUGGGGGGGGCUGCUCCGAGAAGCCCUCACGGAUGCAGAUGACUUUGGCCUACAGUUCCCGCUGGAUCUGGACGUGAGGGUGAAGGCUGUGCUGCUGGGAGCCACGUUCCUCAUUGACUACAUGUUCUUCGAGAAGCGAGGAGGCGCUGGGCCCUCUGCCAUCACCAGUUAGAGGCUGCCUCAGGGUGAGGAGACCAUCACCUCAACCAGAAUUCAAGAUGGUCACCUGGCCUGGCCCCUCCUCAGAGGCAGCACCUUUCCUCCAUGUACAUACACUACAGGGGAGAGACAGGGAUGCCUGAGAGGCGCGGGGGGCCGUGGCACCCCAUUCCCCACCCUCCUCCCCUGGCUUCUCUCACCUAUGACCCCCACAGAAGGGUAUGUAUGAGAGCCCUUCCCCUGCUACCUCCCACCACUGUCUCCGGCAGUCCCUCAGCACACAGGCAUGUCAGCUUUCAAACUUUUCCUACCCACUUUCUCCCACCCCCUUCUAGGGCCUCUGCUGCAGAUGAGGCCUUUGGAAUCCAGGGCUCUGGGGUUUUACAACAGGGCUCGGGUGGGGAAGGGUAAGCAGCACCAAAGAUGGCAGACAUGGCCAUCCUUCCCCUGCAUCAGCUUGGCCAAUCAGUUCAGCCUCAGACCAUGGCACUCUGAGGGGAUCCCCACCUGCCCACCAGCAGCUGUAGGGCCUAGACCCCAGUGCCAACCUCCUCUCCCCCUUGGGCCCUGCCCACACCUGGUGCUUGCUGCAACUUCCUGUGCCUUACUUAACCACCUCUUCCUUCCCUUGCCCUAGGAAGGAAACUGCAUCUUUGUAUGUUAUAUUCAUAUAAACUUUGUAACUUUUUGGA
Messenger RNA from Equus caballus (horse), 2292 nucleotides. Lineage: Eukaryota; Metazoa; Chordata; Mammalia; Perissodactyla; Equidae. The record is from RefSeq and is a predicted model, not a curated record.